Mizuhopecten yessoensis (Yesso scallop) is the source of this 793-nucleotide messenger RNA. RefSeq lists its product as uncharacterized. The annotation marks the transcript as partial. The record is from RefSeq and is a predicted model, not a curated record. Lineage: Eukaryota; Metazoa; Mollusca; Bivalvia; Pectinida; Pectinidae. The transcript has 6 exons.
AUACAGUUGGAGUUCAACAUGAAAAUCUAUGAGAAUUUGUGUGAAUCAGACUUUAGUUGCACAUCAAUGAAUUUGUCUGGAAGUCCUCUUGAAAUAUGUGGAGAUGCUUCCUACUUUCUGAGAAACACAUCGUAUGUUUGUACCAGUCGAUUUGUAGUGCCUGUCUGUAGUGAGAUAACCCAGCUAUCUGUGUGUGAGGGGACGGGAGAUUCUUCCUAUCCUAACACUGUCACUCUACAAGUAGUAGCUCAUAUGAACUAUGUACAAGGAAGAGGAGGAGGUGGCCGACUUGGAACCUGUGCUACGGCAGGACUGAUAAAUCUGUACCUUUUUGGUCCAGAGGCUGUCCCUGUAUUCCCAGUGUUGAAAGAUACAAGUACCCAAUAUAAUCCUCUGGAACAGAUUCCGUGGAACAUGUAUGGUCUGAACAUUCAUGCCACUAGUGCUUCAAUGGAAGACAGGUUCUCCAGUCAUUGUGCUGCUCUGCUGGAGUCUACGGUGCCACAAACACACAAGAAGGUUGACAGCAAGUUUGCUCUCUUUAUCCAUGUCCAUUUUGGGAUCGACGGUCAGCCUAUACAGGCUAAGCUAGAUUUUUGUGCAUGGUUGCAAAAGAAUUAUCCCAGUAUUUUAACGGACCAUCAACAGGAGAUAGACAAGGUUAUUUCAGGAGUAGUGGCCCGCCUACUAAAGCCACACAGGGACACGGACAAAAAGGUACAGUUAAACCUAUCAGUUACCGAUACUGUAUACUUGAUGCUGAGAGUUUUCGGACUCUUUCUCUUUACAAACU